This is a messenger RNA of Anopheles funestus (African malaria mosquito), 1121 nucleotides long. RefSeq lists its product as uncharacterized. Lineage: Eukaryota; Metazoa; Arthropoda; Insecta; Diptera; Culicidae. Bases 8 to 733 code for a protein of 241 amino acids. The transcript has 3 exons. The record is from RefSeq and is a predicted model, not a curated record.
GGGGGUGAUGCAAUUUAUUCGCAACAGCCUCUCGUUUUCAUUCAUCAGCAAUCAGGGAAAUAACGAACAAUCGCCGGAAAAUGGUGCAUCGAACGAAACGGAUGAAACACCCGAUCGGCGUAAGGGUGCACCGUCACGCUCGGAAUCGAACCUUAGCGAACAGUCGCAGUAUGCGACGGUUCGAUCAAAGUUGCCGCUGAAUUUGGGCAGUCCUCCGUCGGCUUACAGCACACCGUUCCAGAGUCCGAUCAUCGCUAACCGCACCUACCCAACGUUGGCCAGCGCAGCCGCAACACUGAACGGAAACGAUAGCCGGGAUGAUUCAGGCAACGGGACCAUUAAGCCGGAACGCAGCAGUAAGGUGUACUUUAUUGAGCAGGGCCAGCUGCAGACAGAUUACGAGCUACCAGAGCGACCGGGACGAUCAAUGCGCGGUACCGGUGCCAGUGAUGGCGUGGUCAAUCCUGCCUUCACCAACGAUUCCGGAGCCACUGUGAUAAACAUGUCCAGCACACAACCCAGCGUUAUACGGGAACAGUACUGGACGUGGUCGUGUCGAUGCCGUCGAGAACUCACCUCCCGCGAGAAGGCUCUACUUAUUGUGAUUUUCAUUCUGGUGCUGGUCAUUGGAGGGCUCGCAACGUACCUUGGCAUUGUGGUAGAUAGCGAUGAUGGAAUUACAGGUGGCAUUCUAACGAGAAGUGUGCUGCAACCAAUGGCCAGCGAACAAUAAAGAGAAGGAAGAUGAUAGUUUCGAUCACAGCACGAUCCUAUGGGCGCAGAUUGUAUUGCGAUUGCAUCUCUUGUAAACAAACGAUAGUCAACAGCGGUCAUAUAUGUAAACAAAAAACGAAACACCCCAUCGAGAGACUCCUCAAACUACAGACCCAACUCUACCUGAAGACUGCAUAUCACACCUGUUUCUAUCCCAUGACGUUAAGGAAAUCCAAGAACAACGCAUGGUAUCAAUCAAGUACACGUUUAGUUACUAGUAAUUGUAAUUGUUCCCUGAUCUAUGUAUAUUUUACGCCAUUUACAUUAUUUUUGUAAGCCGAAACACAGUACGUUAGGAGAAGCGUUUCAUCUGUUAAUAAAUCUGUAUAAUCUGCUUGAUACAAGCG